Molecule: messenger RNA, 364 nt
Organism: Racocetra persica
Lineage: Eukaryota; Fungi; Glomeromycota; Glomeromycetes; Diversisporales; Gigasporaceae
Source: the annotation of a GenBank genome assembly
UCGUUCGACAGAUUUUGAAGUACAUCGUAAUUGGCUCGCUAUUACUCAUAGUCUCCCGGUAUCUGAAUGGUAUUACGAGAGUAGAAGUGAGUGGACACUAGAUUAUCCACCAUUUUUUGCUUGGUUCGAAUGGUUCUUAUCGCAAUCCGCGUCAUUAUGGGAUAAAAACAUGCUUAAUGUGGAUAACCUUAAUUACGCAAGUGAUGAAACUAUUUACUUUCAACUCUCUAAGCAGUUAGGAUGGGGAUUAGAUAAUACAGUAACUUCAUCUGUUACCAGAGGAUUAGUUGGUGAUGUAAAUUUUGCUGUAUUGCCACAAAUUCCAGCAAAAACAACUUUCAUUAUUACUAUGGUCCUUCAAAUA